AUGUCAACCAAAGAUAUGCCUAUUCCUUUUUCCGUGACCUUCGCGGCCGGUGCAAUUGCGGGUAUCAGUGAGAUUCUCACUAUGUACCCUCUCGAUGUUGUCAAGACGCGAGUACAAUUGCAAGACAACACCGCUGUUGGUGCUGACAGGUACAAUGGCAUGGUCGACUGCUUCCGCAAGAUCGUCAAGAAUGAGGGAUUUUCGAGGCUGUACCGUGGUAUCACAGCUCCAAUCUUGAUGGAAGCUCCUAAGAGGGCUACCAAAUUCGCCGCCAACGAUGAAUGGGGUAAAGUUUACAAGAAGCUCUUUGGCGUAACUGAGAUGAACCAGCCUUUGUCGGUCCUCACUGGUGCUAGCGCUGGUGCAACAGAGUCCUUCGUUGUAGUACCUUUCGAGCUUGUCAAGAUCCGUCUUCAAGACAAGGCAUCUGCGGGCAAAUACACUGGCAUGAUCGAUGUUAUUCAGAAGACCAUCAAGGCCGAGGGUGUUUUGGCCAUGUACAACGGUCUUGAGAGCACACUGUGGAGACACGUUGUAUGGAACGCUGGUUACUUUGGUGUCAUCUAUCAGGUCAAAUCCUUGCUUCCCAAGCAAGAGACUAAGAAGGGUCAGAUGUUGAACGAUCUGAUUGCUGGAUCCAUUGGUGGUACUUUCGGUACCAUGUUGAACACUCCUGCGGAUGUGAUCAAGUCUCGAAUUCAAAACACUGUUCGUGUUAAGGGCGUUGUCCCCAAGUACAACUGGACCCUUCCUUCAAUAGCAUUGGUUGCUCGGGAAGAGGGUUUUGGAGCCCUUUACAAGGGUUUCGUUCCUAAGGUGCUCCGUCUUGGACCCGGAGGAGGUAUCCUGUUGGUCGUUUACACUGCCGUUCUCGACUUCUACAGAGCGUCGAGAGAUGCAAAGGCUGCCCUGACCAUCUAA
Messenger RNA from Morchella importuna, 921 nucleotides. RefSeq lists its product as uncharacterized. The record is from RefSeq and is a predicted model, not a curated record. Bases 1 to 921 code for a protein of 306 amino acids. The transcript is spliced from 9 exons. NCBI's taxonomy places the organism in Eukaryota, Fungi, Ascomycota, Pezizomycetes, Pezizales, Morchellaceae. Gene Ontology annotation, biological process: transmembrane transport.